AAUUACCGUAUUUUUUCGCUCCAUAAGACGCACCUGACCAUAAGACGGACCUAGGUUUUAGAGGCAGAGAACAGGAAAAAAAAAUUCUGAACUAAUGGACUGCAGACAUAGUACAGGAAAUGACCAGAGACUGCGGACACAGUACAGGAGAUGACCAGAGACUGCGGACAGUACAGGGGAUGACCAGAGACUGUGGACACAGUACAGGAGAUGACCAGAGACUGCGGACACAGUACAGGAGAUGACCAGAGACUGCGGACAUAGUAGAG
This is a messenger RNA of Staurois parvus, 269 nucleotides long. NCBI's taxonomy places the organism in Eukaryota, Metazoa, Chordata, Amphibia, Anura, Ranidae. The record is from the annotation of a GenBank genome assembly.